UAUUAGAUUUCUUCAUUUUCUCGACAACCAAAUAGAAAAUUUCAGUCCAGAAAGCUCGAAUUUUUCUUCUUUUUCUUAAUUUAAGAGGGAAAGGAAGAGAAGAGAGAGUGAUUGAGAUUGAUAGUGAGCCAAAAAGAGUUUAUUUUUUUAAUUUGAUUUAGCAAAGGAUGUCUGCGGCAGUGUGCGGCAGCAAAAGAUCUUUCUUCGAGGAUAUUCCGUCACCGCCAUCGGCUUCUUCCUCUAAGAAGAUCCGGCGUUGCUCGCCGUCAUCUCCUUCUUCUGUUCGUCCACUAUCUGCUCUCAAUCACCUCCAAGCUCUCUUCCCUCAUAUGGACCUCGAGCUUCUGGAGAAAGCUCUAUUAGAAUGUGGCAAUGAUAUAGACUCAGCGGUCAAGAGGCUGCAGGAACUUUGCUUAGGAGCUCCACAGGCUAGAGGACACAAGACAUGUUCUGUUGAGGUAUUGGGCACAACUGCCGAGCAGGGUGUAUUGACAAAUGAUGGAGAAGCCUCUGCUCCUGUGACCGUUCAGAAUCUAUCAGUCUCUGAAAAUUUGCCUGUUGAUGGUGCUGCUUGGGUGGACUUGUUUGUGAGGGAGAUGAUGAGUGCUACAAGUAUGGAUGAUGCCAAAUCCCGUGCCUCUAGAUUGCUGGCGAUUUUGGAGAAUUCCAUUAGUAAACUGGCUGCUGAAGAGACAGCACAAAGUUUUCACAAGGAAAAUUUCUUGUUAAAAGAACAAAUUGAAGCAUUAAUCCAAGAAAAUACGGUCCUCAAACGUGCUGUGGCUGUCCAACACGAACGACAAAAGGAGUAUCAGGAUAAAAACCAAGAGUUGCAACAUUUGAAGCAAUUGGUUUCACAGUAUCAGGAGCAGCUGCGAACUUUAGAGGUAAAUAACUAUGCAUUGAUGAUGCAUUUGAAACAAGCACACUCAAGCAGCUCGAUCCCGGGGCGUUUCAACCCGGAUAUCUUCUAACGAGGAAAUGGUUUAAGCUUUGUAAGUUUCAAACUGGGCUUUUGUUGGUAUACUUAUA
Molecule: messenger RNA, 1032 nt
Organism: Hibiscus syriacus
Lineage: Eukaryota; Viridiplantae; Streptophyta; Magnoliopsida; Malvales; Malvaceae
Exons: 5
Coding region: 168-974 (268 amino acids)
Molecular function (GO): ubiquitin binding
Source: RefSeq, a predicted model, not a curated record